GGGAGGUGAAGGUGACUCUCUUCGCGGCAGAGAGAAGGAGAUGCAGAUCGGGCUGCUGCGGGAGCCCGUCCCAAAGUCGUCUUCGGCCGUCUUACUCUAUACCAUCGCUUCUUCUUCUGCUGCUGCUGCUGCUGCUCAUUCAAUUCCGUUAUAAUAACAACUGAAAGCAAAACGGUUCACGCUAUUUACGGCGGAUUGAGUUCAGAAGGGUGCGUGCGUGUGUAUGCAUGUGUUCUUCUGCACCGUAUGGGCGUCAAAAACGCCCCAGAUCUGCAGCGGCGGCAGCGAACAUUUUGCAGAGCGGCAAGCCGUCGCUGUGCGAACUGGACGGGGGAGAGAGCGACGAGGCUCCGCUAGAAGCUCCUGGUGCUCCGGGGGCGGUGGAGGACAGCCGGAUGACGGUGCAGGAGUUCAACACGCUGGUGGCGCUGUACCGGGAGCAGGUCAUCUCGGUCGGGGAGAUAUCCAGCGACUGUCCGUCCCUGCGGAUCCAGAUGCACCACACGCGCACCAAAGGGUGCUCCAUGGCGCGCGCCGCCCACCACGACCUCGCUGUCAUGUCUGGGUCAGGGCCAGAGGACGGGGAGAUCCAGCCUGAGAUCUGCAGGCUCUUCAUCCAGCUCCAGUGUUGCCUGGAGAUGUUUGUUACGGAGAUGCUGAAGUCCUUCUGCCUGCUUGGGGUCCUGAAGCUGCACCGGAGAGGAAAGGACAUGUAUGCAGAGGCCAGAUUGGAUUUCAAAGUGGAUGAGAGCUCUGAUGUCCCCAUUCUGGAUGACUCCUCCUCCUCACCACUCUUCAACCACCAGGACCCGUGGCUGGUGGGCACCGAUAUCGACAACAUUGAGCGUGACAUGCGUGAGAUGCGAAAUCUUCUCAGCAAACUCAGGGAUGCUAUGCCAUUACCGCUGAAAAACCAAGAUGACAGCAGUCUGCUGAAUUUGACUCCACAUCCACUGGUGGCACAGAGAAAGAGGCGUUUCUCGGGCCUCUGUUGCGUGGUGUCUGGCUAGCUAGAACCCUGGGAUCCACUCUCCUGCGGCCCCAAAGAAGGUCUUCACAGUGUUAUUUUCUGUCUUUGUUCAUUCAUUUAUUAAUUCCUACAUUCAUUGGAGCCUCUAGGCCAGAAAUCUUCCUGACUCGCACUCACAUGGCCACAAAACGUCUUCACAAUUAUAUAACUUGAUUCAUUGGUUCAUUCAUGUUAUUUCAGUAUUAGUCCAGCAGUAUUUGCCAUGUUUCUGUGUUCUCCAUACUUCUGUUAUAUUGUCAUGUCAGUGUAGGUCCCAUUGCGGUUGAAUUAUAUAUAACACAUUCUCCUAUAUGCUGAAACCAUGCAAAACUCUCAUAGAAUCAACACCUUGCUAUUUCUGUAUAAGUGAAAUAUCAUUGAAAAUUGUACAUCGUGUAUGUAGGAGCCAUAUUUAGUUGUUUUUUUUUACCAUUGCAGAAAAAUCCAUAUUUUCCCGCAAGGGGGUGUUGUUGGCCCACAUGGAUUUCAAGUAUUGAACAUUGAGUAUUUGUGUGAUCAGGAACAGGUUGGUCAGGCAUUAAAACCCUUAAUUUAUCCUGGAUUCAUACAUUUUGUUUUGUUUAAUUUAUGAAGAUCUAAUUGUCAUGGGCCUAUUGUCUCAAAUAAAAAGCAGGAAACAAAGCCAGCGCAUGGAACCUGUCUAUAGCCUAUCUCAGCCAGCACAAAGGGUUAAUGGAAACCUCUAUAUAGGAUAUAUAUAUGUGUGCAAUACUUAUGCCAAAUGAGUUUAUUGCUGGCUUUGUCUAAAUGUUGGCUUUUUCGACAUGAUUCUAAAUGGAUCAGAUUUGCAGCUCUGUCUCUUUAGUCUUCCAUCACGUUCUCCAUCACAAAGGCUUUUAAAUUAUUAUUUUUUUGAAUAAAGCUUCCAUGAUAAUGACAACAACAACAACAAUGAUAUCUAUACCAUGAUCAUAAAUCCAAUUAUAAUGAUACUUUUUAAGCUAGGGUAGGCAAUUUAUAAGCUAUUUUGAAAGUACAGCAUCCAACCGAAAAAUCCCACCCCUCCCUUCUGGCCUUCCUCGAAAGCCACUCCCCCAAAACACAUGACUAGCUCGCUAAAUUUAGUAAAGUUCCGCCUAGCCUUGUGAAAGACUCCGGUCAUGCACAGAGCAGAAUAAAAGUAUUGGACAAGCGUAUUUUAGGCCUGCGACAGACAAAGAUAUUUUCAAGAAUUGUAACAAAAAUAUCUAAAAUAAGGCCCCGUCCACACUAACCCGGUUAAAUAUAAAAACGCACCUUCACAUGAAAACGAUCUCCGUCCACACUAUCGUUUUCAUAGCGUUUUCGGAAUGUUUUGCAUCCACGUUCCACACUGAAAUGAUUUUGAUAAACAGUUGUUGUCAUGGUUACGCGACUCCCGCCACGCCUCUCUGUUUAUAUUACAGGCGCGCAAUCAGCUGAUAGUUGCAGUUGAUCAGCUGGCUAAUCAUUUUCACUUACAAGCAAAAACAUGGCUCAAACCAAAAGUAGAAGUACGGUUUGAACUGGCGUCUUGGCGUUUUUUUUUCCCAUCGCUUAAGCACAGCAAGUACAGCGCUCGCCUUCGGCGUUGGACUAACAAAUAUGUUUGAGACAAUGUGUCGAGUUGUAACUUGAGAUACAAAAGUACAUUGUACAGAGAAAUCAUCAUUUCCAUUUCACCUGCCAUUUUUUUGAUGAGCGUCUCGGUCUCGAGCGCAAGCUUGUGGCAGCGUCAUGGCAGUGUCAUGGCAACCAAAUGUCAUUGUUUCAGUAAGCCUCCGUCUACCCUGACCACACUACAACGCAAACCCAGCGUUUUCUAAUUUAUCCACCUCAGCGAUCAUUUUUGAAAAGCAUCGUUUUCAGUGUCGGAAUUCGCCGUUAUAGAGUGGACGGAAGGGCUAAACGGAUAAACAUGUAUGCGUUUUUAGAUUUACCCGGGUUAGUGUGCACAGGGCCUAAAUAGUCUACUCUAGCUUUAAGUAGGAUGCAGAUUUGUUUGAAUUAUAUAGCUAGCCCCACCACUGUGAACAUAUUUGUGUUUGUUGAUAUCCUAGCGCAUUCCACCACGAUAAGCAUUUGGCUCAUCUUCUAUCUUCAGAUUGUAUUAAAAUAACAUGACUAUUUAUUAAAAAACCUUUUUUUCACAGAA
This is a messenger RNA of Gadus macrocephalus (Pacific cod), 3143 nucleotides long. RefSeq names its product regulator of G-protein signaling 7-binding protein B-like. The transcript has 6 exons. Gene Ontology annotation, cellular component: nucleus; neuron projection; postsynapse. Gene Ontology annotation, biological process: G protein-coupled receptor signaling pathway. The record is from RefSeq and is a predicted model, not a curated record. The coding region runs from base 228 to 1010 and encodes 260 amino acids. Lineage: Eukaryota; Metazoa; Chordata; Actinopteri; Gadiformes; Gadidae.